CAUGAAAAAACUUUUUUGAACUGGUUCGUUCCGGAACGACACAACUCCUGAAAACAAGAAAUAAUUAUGUUAUGUUUUGGUAGAAUUCCUAUUCAUUCAUACCGGGAAGUAGUGUAAUAUUGAGGCGAAAGGUGUUUGGUCUAAAGGACAAGACGAAUUUGUUUAAUUAAAAGAUGUUACGAUUGCUCUUGCACAACAGUCGCGAUAACAGUCGUCAAUUUCUGCAACAGAUACCGAAAUUUCAUAUCAAUUCGUCGCUAACGAAACAAGGUUUUAAAGAUGCGUCACAUUGCAAUUGGAAAAACUUUCAUAACAUUGUGCGAUCAGAGCUGAGGAAGACGACACAGCAUCAACAGGGCAGUAAAAAUGCAACGAAAUUAAGAGCGCUACUAUUCGGCAGUGGAGGCGUUUCAUUGGGGUUAGUGGCACGCAGUUGGAUUCAGGGACGUUAUAAAGUCCAAUGCGAAGGCAAUCGAUUAGCUGGGGUUUUGCAAAAAACCUUGCAACAAGAAGAUGGCAAGUUUGAUUGGAAACGAUUUUGGUCUUAUCUGGAACCGCAUUUGUGGGAAUUCUUAGGCGCGAUUGCGGCAGCGCUUGUUGUUGCGUUCAUCAAUAUUCGUAUACCCAAUUUGUUAGGCGACUUGAUCAACAUAUUAGCCCGAUAUGCUAAUACAUACGUCAAGGAUCCUCUGAACAACUCCUUCUUCAAAGACGUUGGUAAGCCAGCUUCGAACCUAUUGAGUCUAUAUGUAAUGCAAUCUGGCUUCACGUUCCUAUAUAUCUACCUCCUGAGUCGCAUUGGCGAGCAGAUGGCAGCUAAACUGCGACAGGACCUCUUCCGCCAGAUAAUGAUACAAGACAUCGAAUUUUUUGACAAAAAUCGAACGGGCGAGCUAGUAAAUCGCCUUACUGCUGACGUUCACGAUUUUAAGGCGUCUUUCAAACAAUUUGUGUCACAAGGUCUUCGAAGUGUCGCCCAAUUGAUUGGUGGUGCAAUUUCAUUAUUCCUCAUUUCGCCGCACAUGGCUGCCAUCGCAUUGGCUGCAGUGCCGGGAGUUGUGACAUUUAUGACAUACUUGGGCAAGAAAUUGCGAAGUUUGAGUAAAAACGCCCAAGCCCAAUCUGAACGAGCGACUUCGGUAUGCGAGGAAGCAUUAUCUAACGUCCGUACGGUCCGUUCGAGUGCCUGUGAAUACCAAGAAAUGGCACUCUUCGAACAUGAAACAAACGAGGCUGCACGUCUGUGUCAGGAAUUGGGAUACGGUAUUGCAAUAUUUCAGGGUCUAACCAACUUCUUCCUCAAUGGCUUAGUUUUAUCAACUCUAUUCUUGGGUGGUCAUUUGAUGUCAACCGAAAGCUUGACCCCAGGCUCUCUAAUGGCCUUCUUAGUAGCGGCACAAGGUGUACAGCGUUCGCUAGCUCAGGAAUCAGUUCUGUUGGGUACAAUGAUACGAGGAAUGACUGCUGGGUCCCGAGUAUUUGAAUAUCUACAAAUCGAACCUAAAGUAGAACUUUUAAGAGGCUAUGAAAUUCCAUCCGAUCGCUUGAGAGGAGAAAUACGUUUUGAAAACGUAUCUUUUGCAUAUCCCACAAGACCGGACCAUGUUGUACUAAAAGAUUUUAGUUUAAUUUUAAGACCAGGUGAAACUGUGGCCUUAGUAGGUGCUAGUGGCUCUGGAAAAUCAACAAUAGCUGCAUUAGUUGAGCGUUUUUAUGAACCGACAUCGGGUACCAUUAAAAUCGAUGGCUACAAAUUGGACGACAUUUCGCCACAUUGGCUGAGAGGUAAUGUUUUGGGUUUUAUUGAACAACAACCUAUACUGUUCGCCACCACUAUAUUGGAAAAUAUACGUUACGGAAGGCCAGGAGCAAAAGAAGACGAUGUAGUCGAAGCUGCUAAAUUGUCUCAGUCCCAUGACUUUGUAACUGCACUGCCUGAUGGUUACGAGACAAAUGUUGGCGAGAGAGGUGCGCAGUUAAGUGGUGGUCAACGACAGCGUAUAGCCAUUGCUCGAGCUCUUUUGAAAAAUCCCCGAGUUCUUAUACUGGAUGAAGCAACCAGUGCAUUGGAUGCAACCAGUGAGGCUGAAGUACAAAAGGCCCUGGAUACUGCAGUAUUAAAUAGAACCACAUUAGUAAUAGCUCAUCGCCUGUCUACAAUACGUAAUGCUGACUUAAUAGUUGUUCUAGACAAAGGACGUAUAGUAGAGACUGGAAAGCAUAACGAACUUAUGGCCAAACGCGGUCUUUAUUAUGAUCUUGUUCGACAACAAGAAAAACAUGGUGCAGCAGAAGAUGCCACUGCUUUUAAUAUACCUAACACUGCCGAAUUCGAAUCAGCCGAUAGAAAUACAAGUAGUAAUACGAACACCAACACCAGCCAACAACGUUCCAAUAUGGCGCAAGGUUAAUGACAAUAACAUAUAGGGAAAAAGUGCAUGUUUCAUCACAUUGUUUUGGACUUUCUUUUUUACAUUAAUGACGAAUUCUUUAUUUAAUUUUAUUGUUGUUCUAAUCCAAUGGAUUUACGUAAAACCUAACGUUAUUUUGCUUUCAAACUUCAUUUAUAAUUGGCCAAGUCCAAAGAUACGGGUGUUAAUUUAAAGAUAUUGUUCAAUUUGGAUAUGUAUAUGGGAAAUAUAAAUUAAAUAGUGAAUAAAUAUGGUUAAACAAAUUAAUUUUUAAAUAAUUAAA
This is a messenger RNA of Musca domestica (house fly), 2694 nucleotides long. Its product is annotated as mitochondrial potassium channel ATP-binding subunit. The coding region runs from base 174 to 2411 and encodes 745 amino acids. Lineage: Eukaryota; Metazoa; Arthropoda; Insecta; Diptera; Muscidae. Gene Ontology annotation, cellular component: membrane. The transcript has 5 exons. Gene Ontology annotation, molecular function: ATP hydrolysis activity; ABC-type oligopeptide transporter activity; ATP binding. Gene Ontology annotation, biological process: transmembrane transport. The record is from RefSeq and is a predicted model, not a curated record.